Peronospora matthiolae is the source of this 840-nucleotide messenger RNA. The record is from the annotation of a GenBank genome assembly. Lineage: Eukaryota; Oomycota; Peronosporomycetes; Peronosporales; Peronosporaceae.
AUGGUCUCUUGCUUCUAUCCGUUCGUUCUGCUCGCCCUCCGCGCGGCGCUCACGACCGCCGAUACCGUCGACAACGAUGAAGGCGGCAGCCUCAUGAUGGCCGUCGGCACGAACGGCGCGACCGUAGCCGCCACGAGUGGCACCACUUCCUUUCUGAACACCGAGUACAAUCCCGAUCGGUGCGUGCUCCAGUUCCUGAGUCUCGGCUGCGACGACGAGAGCUGUGGCGAGCUCAAUGGGUUCAAGCUCGAGUGUGUCUCGAAAGGGCUGCAAAACGGCCGCGAGAAGAAGAUGUGCGAGUGCCAAGCGGCCGACUCGGAAAAGUGCCAGAACUCGGUGAGCCCUGACGUCACGUCGGGCACCGUCGCUCAAUUUGGCGAGUGCAGUGACCAGAGUCAGUGUGCGGACUCUUAUGGCUACAUUGCCACGUCUCAGGAAGAAGGGCCCGUCUGUGCCGAACGGCUGCACUGUCUGCAGGAAAUUAAUUCGAAGGCCACGGCGCCGGCUUCGAUUUGCCACACGUGCAUGUCGUGCAUUGCACAGAAUGACGCGGCCGAGAAGCAAUUGGCGGCUGCCAAGCGCUUUAACUGCUCGUCCAUUUGUCCGCAAGAGAUUCUCGAGACGGUGGCCGAGCGCAAUGCGGCCGGCGUGGGCAUUGCCGACUCGUACUCGGUCACGGGCUCAGCCAGUGACUCAGCUGCUGGGAGUGCUGCAGCGGUGCCGGACAGCACGUCGGACGUGCGGGACACGAGCGCGUCGUCAAUGGUCACGCCGCAGACCAAGAUGGGGGUCAUGGUGUCGGUGAUUGUUGCCGUGGUGCUGGUGGCCGUGAUGCACUAG